GCCGGGGCAGUUAUGGCCGUUAAGAACCGGGCCUCGGGCCUCGGUUGGACGCGAGCUUGGCUCCCAGCCCAUUAUCCCGCCCUCUGACACUCCCGGACACCCUGCUUUCCCUCCCGCCCUUGGCACCCUUUCCCCGGCCAUCGACACCCCCAGAGCCCGCCGCCCCGUUGCACCCCGGCCCUCCCCCUCCGUACCCUGCUCCCUUCCAGCCGCGGGCCCCGUGCCCGGUUUGGCCAGGUUUCGCCACUCUCCCCUUGCUCCUCGCCCGGGCCGGGGACGCCGCUGGGCCCGGGGAUGCGGCUGCCCUCCAGAUCCCCCCUUCACCACUACUGCCCCUUCCUCCUUCUCCUCCCAUGGCUCCUCUCGCACCGCUCCGAGCCGGCCACCCGCCGUCCCCUCGUAGCCCCCGCGGGCCAGCGGGGCCCGAGCCUCGGGCUGCCUCCGCCACACCUCCACGGCCCCGUGGUCCUGACCCCUUGGCACCGCCGGCCCCGCCGAAACCUGAGCCUCGCCCUGCCCGGGCACGGCCUGAGGCUGUGGCUGUUCCCCCCGCCCGGGCCUCGGCCCCGAACCCCCUGGGAAGUGCUGCAGCUGGGUGGGUGCCUCCAGGCCGGGCCCCGGGCCGCUCCGGCCCCGCCGGCCUGCCUCUCCUACUUCAGCUACCAUGUCAACGUCACCUACCACAGGACAGGCCUCUCCCUGAGCUCCCUCAGCCUCUACAGCGGCCCGGUCCCAGACCCCAGGCUGUCCCUCCGGGUGGAGCCCAUCCUGUUCCACCUCUUCAGCGCCCACUCCCCCCUCCUAAGCCCCGGCAGGACCCUCACCCUCUCCUGGAGCCUGCGGCCCCUGGGGGGAAAAGGGGUGGGCUUUCGGGUGCUACAGCAGGGCGGGCCAGGGCCCUGGAAGACGGCCUCCAACCCUUACGCCACGGUGCGCCACCCGUGCCCCUCCGGUCCGUCUCCCUCGGGACAGAUGGCGGUGGUGGACCUGUGCUUCCUCGGCCGGGGGAGCGACGUGCCGGCCGCGGGAGGGGAGCUGGGGUUCUCCGACGCCACGGUCGGCUUCAGGGUGAGCGCCAACUCCACCUACCUCGCCCUGAACCCCCACAGGGCCAAGCGGGGGACUUUCUUCGUCAGUCCCAGCCACGGCCUGCUCUAUUCCCCCGGAGCCGGUGAAGAGAGCGGCCGUUCCGGGGAGAGAGGGUCUCCCAAAGCCACGCAUCACCUCUUCUACCAACAGCGGGGCCUGUCCUUCUUGUUCACUCUCGACUUGGUGGGGCCGCGUCGAUACCGUUCGGCCAUGCACGUGUUUCUCAACCAGCAGGGCACCUCCCUGCGGGCCCGCGCCGACCGGGACAUCGAGAUCCAUUUCUACAACAGCGGCCCGGCGGAGCCCCAGGGUCCGGUCUACUUGGUGUGGUUCAUCCCCCUGCAGCACCCUCUGUCACCCCAGAGGUGGACGUUUAAGCUCCAGCUCCUCGGGCCCGGGGCGGGCCUGGCGUCCAGCAACACGUACACCUAUGAGGACCGGGUACCCGACGCCUCCAGGUUUGUCCCUCGUUCCGUCCUGCCUUUCGAUCCCGACCUAUACUCCGGCUUCGUAGCGAAAACCAACUGUUCCCACGACGGCUCCAAGCCCGUCAUCCUGGAAACCACCGUGCCCUCCUACGCUUCCAAAGUCCUGGAGUAUUCUGUGUCCUGCCAACAAAGCCGCUGUGUCAUCGAGCAGGUGAGAAUCACCAAGCCCAGCACCUCCAAACCCCUCAUGCUGUUUUGGUACCUGCCCAAUAUCGUGGAGUCUACGGUGAAGGUCAACUGCCCCGGAGCAAUCCACAUCAAUAAAACCUGGAGAAUCUUUCAGGUCCAUAACUUAAGCACGGUUCCCGUCUUGGGGGAACCCUUGUCAAAUCCGAGCUGGGUGCCAUCUGACGGCCUCGUCCUAGACAUGCCCCAACAUGCUCUACCCCCGGGGUCAUACUCGUUUAACCUAACGGUCACAGUCACCCCACCUGACGAGGGGGCGGCACCGCUGGAGGCCUCGGACUUCGUCUUCUUGUACAUCCUGGCCAGAGAACUGGACGUGGUCAUCGGCGGCGGCUACCGGCGGACGGUGGGCGACGGCGACACCUGGACCCUGGACGGGAGGGCUUCCAGGGACAUAACCGCGUCCGACCCGAAGGCAGGGCUCACGUUUACCUGGUACUGCACCAGGAAUCCGUACAACAUGAUACAAGUGCCCGAGCCGGGCCCCGGCAACGAAACCUGCCACCCCGGCCAGGGGAACCUGAGGUGGAUCCAGCCCUCCGGCACCAACCUGACCAUUCUGCCCAGAACCCUGAAGAGCGGCAGGGUCUAUUACUUCCGCCUGGUGGUUUGGAAGGGAAAUAAAAAGGGGCUUGCUGAUCAGAUCGUCACCGUCAAAUCGGGGUGCACCCCGGAAGUGAGCGUGAAGUGCAUCGAGAACUGUGGGGAGCCUUUAAGCCCCACCAACCGAUUCUCCCUGGCAGCGAACUGCUCCAACUGCGACGCGGACCGCCCCGCCUACCUGUGGUCCCUCCUCUCGUCCAACGGGACGGAGCUCCGCUUCGACUGGCUUUCCAAAACCUCGACCGGGCAGCACGGCGCCUACUUGACCGUCAAGUCCCUGGCCUUCUCCGACUCCGCUAACCAGUCCUACAUCCUUUCCCUGCGGACCACCACGCAGAGCGGCAUAGUCUCCAUCUCGAACUACUCCUUCCACGUGAAUUCUGCCCCCAGGCCGGGUCGGUGCCUCAUCAACCCACCCCAAGGGCUGGCUCUCCUGACCAAGUUCAUCAUCCAGUGCCGCGGCUUCACCGAUGACAACUUACCCCUUUCGUACAAGAUGAUCGCUUCAGAUCUGUCCCACGUCGGCACGAUCACGUCGGUGGAGGAGAACACCCUGGGGACGAUCCUGUAUUCGGGGCCCCGGUCGACCACUCCGCCUUCCUUCCUCCCCGUCGGAGUCCCGUCCAGGCAGUUCAUCGUGACCAUCUACAUUCAAGUCUCCGACUCCCUGGGCGCCUUCACGCAAGUCACGCUGCACGCCACGGUGCAGGCCCCCACCAAAAGGCAGCCCCCCGAGACCGUGCUCGAGGGGCUCCACGCCGCCUCCCACGGAGCCAACGCCACGCUGACCACCCUCCUGCGGAGCGGGGACUUCAUCCGGGCGGGCACCCUCAUCUACACGGCCUCCUCCGUCAUCAACCACAUCGCGGGCGCGCCGGGCCUCCAGGCCUCCAAGACCCGGCUCCGCACGAGCCUGCUGAACAAGACCUCCAGCCUUCCCACCUCCGACCUGGCGGAAAUGAGCCAGAUGGUCUCGAGCGUGACCCAGCUGACCCAGAAGGCGGCGGAGAUCAGCGAGGAGUCCCGAACGAUCGCCUCCAGGAGGCUGGCGGAGGUGAGCCGGGGCCUGCAGAACUACCGGCGGAAGGAGAAGACCUUCCACUCGGAAGAAAUAGACGUCCUGAGCACCGGGAUCCUCACCAGCAUCCAGAACGUCCUCCGGGCCAACCUCUCCGCGGCCAGCGGACCCAACGAGGAAGUGGUGGGCCGGACCUUCUCGGCCCUGGACACCCUGGCGGACACCAUCCUGCUGAAUAAGAUGCCCGGCGAAAACCAGACGGUGAUGAGGGCCGGCACCUGGACCGUCCACCUGUGGAAAGACGAGAAGAGGGACCUCCCCUCCGGGGCCCCGAGCCGGGAGGGCUGCAGGAACUGCUUUUACCCCACCCUGGGGGAAGAGAGCGGCUCGGCCCUGCCGAGCAGCGCCCCCGUCUCCACCGUGUUUUACGAGUUCGAGGAGGAUCCGUUCCGGGGGCUGGACCGGGGGGACCCCCGGGUCCCUUCCACCGCGGUGCUGGGCUUGAAGAUGACGGGGGCCGUGGCGGACGGGGAGGAGGUCAGGGUGGUGCCCCGGACGGUGGAAUUCAUCAUGGCCCGGAAGGACGCCAACUCGGCCCUCUUCAACCUGACGGUCGGGCCCCACAAGAGGCUCUGGAGGACCACGACCGGCGGCUUCAGUUUCGAGAUGAACCGAGACUACAAGGAGCUGUCCAUCCAGAUCGUGACCAGGGUGAAAGCCGCCUUCACCAUCCUCCUCUACCUGGGGAGGAACGUCUCGUCUCCCCCGCUGGCGCGCUUCUCGGCUCCGCCCGACCGGCCGCCCUCCAUCUUGGGGAAGGGGUCCCUGAGCCCCAACUGCACCAUCCGGGCCCCGUACAUCCUGUGCCUGUCGCGCUUCCUGCUGGAGGCCUGGGCCCCCGGGGUCCGCUCCCCGGCCUGGGACCUGUCGAUCGUGCUGCGGGCCCGCCGCCUCGUGCGGAGGCGCAACGGCCGGCUGGUGGCCAUCGCCAUGUUCGUGGCUCACUGCCUGGCCAAGGAGGUCCCCGAGAGGCAGUGGCAGGAGGACGCCUGCCUCCUGGGCCGGCGCACGGACUGGCGGCAGGUGCACUGCGUGUGCCAGCCCCGGGGGAAGCUGCGGCGGCGGGAGGUCACGGCGGGCCAAAGCCGGAACACCCUGGCCCACAGGACGCUCUUCCUGGCCGGCCGGCUGAUCGUCCCCCCGAACCCGGUGGACCUGGAGCAGGACCUGAUCGCCGCGCUCCAGAAGAACGUGGUGACGCUCCUCACCGUCCUCACCAUCAGCCUCUUCUACAUCGCCCUGGCCUUCUGGGCCAUCAACCGAGACCUCGCCGACCGGCUCCUCCGGGAGCGCGUCGUCGCCCUGCCCGACAACGACCCCUUCGACGAGGCGUGCUACCUCGUCUCCGUGUACACGGGGAGCCGGGCGGGGGCGGGGACCACGGCCGACGUCUUCGUCCAGAUCAUCGGGACCCAGGGGGCCAGCGAGGCCCACCGCCUGAGGCACCCGGAUUACCGGCCCUUCCUGCGGGGCCGGGUCGACUGCUUCCUCCUGACCACCCGGGGCGACCUGGGCGACGUCUACUCCCUCCGCGUGUGGCACAACAACCGGGGCGGCUCCCCGCACUGGUACCUGAGCCGCGUCAGGGUGGAGAACCUGUUCACCAAGCGGGCGUGGCACUUCAUGUGCCGCCAGUGGCUGGCCGUGGACAAGGGCGACCGGCUUCUGGAGCGCUCGUUCGUGGCCGCCCACCCGGAGGUCCCCCUGGCCAGGACGGACUUCUUCCUCAUCGACAUGGCCGGGAGGCUGGCCGGCGACCACAUCUGGUUCUCCGUCUUCUUGGAGGCCGUCCCCGGCCAGUUCGGCCGGCUGCAGCGGCUGUCCUGCUGCCUGGCCGUGCUGCUCGGCACCCUCCUCAGCAACAUCAUGUUCUUCAACAUCGACGAGAACCAGGAGGCCGUGGCGGAGGACAGGCAGUACUUCCGCUCCUUCAUGAUCGGCGUCGAGAGCGUGCUCAUCACCAUGCCCAUGCAGAUGGUCAUCAGCACCCUGUUCAACAACUCCUCCCGGGUGCCGCCCGUGGCCCCGGAGCCCGUGGAGCCCCCCGGGGCCCCGCCCGCCCUCGCAGGGAGGCUCCGGACCUGGAAGGAGCGCCUGCAGAACUCGUACACCCCGCGCCGGAAGAGCAACUGUGCGGUGCCCGAGGCCACGGCCAACGCCAUCGCCGAGAUCGAGGACGGGCCGGCGGCGUCACCUCCCGCCCGGGAGAACGCCAACAACAACGCCGAGGCGGAGGCGGGGGCCGGGGCCGGGGCCACCCAGGGCCCGAAGCGGGACCUCCGGGUAAUCUGCCCCUGCCACCCGCCGGAGUUGGUCUUCAGCUGGUGGUGCGUCUACGUGGCCUGGGGGCUGGUCAUCCUCACGUCCUGCCUGUCAUCCUUCUUCAUCAUCCUGUACGGGUUGUCGUACGGCUACCGGACCUCCCUCGAGUGGCUCCUGGCCUCCGCCUCCUCCUUCUGCCAGUCGGUGUUCCUGAUCCAGCCUCUCAAGAUCUUCAUGCUGUGCGCGGCCCGGGCGGCCGUCCCGAAGCUGCCCCGCCACCUCUCCUGGACCGGCAGGUUUAACUACCGGGAUAUCGAGCUGGAAGGGGUCCCCGCGGACGCGGACGGGCAGCGGGAGGCGCACCGGCAGCUGGUCCGGGCCCGCCAGUCCAGGGAGUACCGGCCCCUGGAGGAAGACGAGAUCCGAAUCAUCCAGAGGCGCAAGCGCAUCGAGACCCAGGCCUCGAUCUUCCUGAGGGACUUGGUCAGCCACUUCAUCUUCCUCGCCCUCAUCGGGAACAUCGUCUCUUCCUUGGAAAACGCCAACAGCUUCCACUCCAACCAGGUGCUGGCCCGGAAGUUCUCCGUCAACCUGACGGCCGUGAGCGAGCCGGAGCACGUCUACGGGUGGCUGGACGGGGUCCUGGUGCCCCUGCUCCACCACGACCACCACCCGGGCUGGCUCUCCGACAGCUGGUCCCAGAUCCUCGGCUGGCCCCGGAUGAGGCAGGUGAGAGCCCGGCCGGGGCCCGCGUCGUGCUUCUCCCCGUUCCGGAAGUCGGCCGAGCCGGGGCCCCGGUGCCUCCCCCGGUUCGGCAGGGACCCGGAGGACACCCGGAGCUACGACGACUCCUGGCGGGGGGGCGGCGGCCCCGGCGGCCCCGGCUUCACCUAUCAGGCCAACCGCAACCACUGGUCCUACCAGUCGUCGGGGGUGCUCCACCGGUACGGUCCCGGGGGCUACCCCUUCUACUUCUUCCCCGAGGAACUCCAGUUCAAUUCCAGCAUGAGGCUGCGGGAGCUGCGGCGGCGCGGCUGGCUGGACGAGCGGACCUGGGCGGUGAUCGUGGAGCUGACCACCUUCAACCCCGACGCCGGCCUGUUCGGCUGCGUCUCGGUGGUCUUCGAGGUGUCCCCCCUCGGGGUGGUGAACGCCAGCCUGACGGUGCACUCGUUCACCCUCCCCCUCUUCCACAAGCAGAGCCGAGCCCAGCUGCUGGCCUACGUGGCCGUGCUGGUCUUCCUCUGCGUCUACCUCCUGGACGAGAUCCACGUGGUGCGCCGGGAGACGGCCGCCUACUUGAGGAAGGUGUCCAACCUGAUCAACUUCGUCCUCAAGUCGGCCUUCCUGCUGUUCUUCCUGUUCUACGUGGCCAAGUUCCACUUGGCCAACAAGAUCGUGGCCCUCUACCUGCUGAACCCGCACAGCUUCGUCCCCUUCCACUCGGUGGCCCACCUCGAUCAGACCGUGAGGGUCACGCUGGGCUUCCUGGUCUUCAUGACCGUCCUGAAGACCCUGGAGUACUCCCGCUUCUUCUACGACGUCCGGCUGGCCCAGAGGUCCAUCCUGGCCGCCCUGCCGGGCAUCUGCUCCAUGGCCCUCGUGGUGGCCGUCUACUUUUUCGUGUACAUGGCCUUCGGCUACCUGGUGUUCGGCCAGUACGAGUGGAACUACAACAGCAUGGUCCACUCGGCCCAGACGGUGUUCUCCUACUGCGUCUCGGCUUUCAAGGACACCGCCUUCUCCAGCCACAGGCUCCUGGGAGGCCUCUUCCUCGCCUCCUUCAUGCUGGUGAUGAUCUGCGUCCUGAUCAACCUGUUCCAGGCGGUCAUCCUGUCCGCCUACGAGGACAUGAAGCAGCCCGUGUACGAGGAGCCGUCCGACGAAGCCGAGGCCAUGGCCUACCUGCUCCACCGGCUGAGGCGGCUGUACUACCGCCUCGCCCGCCGGUCCCCGCGGCCCGAGGACACGGAGUUCUGGGACAACGUCUUCUACGGGCAGCCCAAGGGGAGGAGCCGCCGCUACCUCGGACUCAAAACCAGGAGGAUCAACGGCAAGAAGAUGGUCUACCUGGUGGUGUGAAUGGGGGCGGGGGGCGAGGCGGCCGGGAGGGGCCGGAGGAUGCUCGGUCUGGGGGGUCGUGAGGUUUCCGCUCUAAAUCCU
Molecule: messenger RNA, 7869 nt
Organism: Tachyglossus aculeatus (Australian echidna)
Lineage: Eukaryota; Metazoa; Chordata; Mammalia; Monotremata; Tachyglossidae
Gene: PKDREJ
Product: polycystin family receptor for egg jelly
Biological process (GO): detection of mechanical stimulus
Cellular component (GO): membrane
Molecular function (GO): calcium channel activity; calcium ion binding; protein binding
Source: RefSeq, a predicted model, not a curated record